Uncinocarpus reesii 1704 is the source of this 1200-nucleotide messenger RNA. RefSeq names its product eukaryotic initiation factor 4A-12. The transcript is spliced from 4 exons. Bases 1 to 1200 code for a protein of 399 amino acids. Gene Ontology annotation, cellular component: nucleolus; catalytic step 2 spliceosome. Gene Ontology annotation, molecular function: mRNA binding; RNA helicase activity; ATP binding. NCBI's taxonomy places the organism in Eukaryota, Fungi, Ascomycota, Eurotiomycetes, Onygenales, Onygenaceae. The record is from RefSeq and is a predicted model, not a curated record.
AUGGCGGACGACUUUGACAAGACCGCAGAUGAGAGGAUCGAGUUUACGACCUCGAAAGAGGUGACAGUGGCCCCAACCUUCGAUGACAUGCACUUGAAAGAGAAUCUUUUACGAGGCAUAUACGCAUAUGGAUUCGAGUCGCCGUCAGCCAUUCAAUCUCGCGCCAUUGUUCAGAUCUGCAAAGGCCGCGACACCAUAGCUCAGGCGCAGUCCGGGACGGGUAAAACAGCUACGUUCGCAAUCAGCAUUCUACAAGUCAUAGACACCGCACUCCGAGAAACCCAAGCUUUGGUUCUUUCGCCGACCCGCGAACUUGCAACCCAGAUCCAAAACGUCAUCAUGGCCGUUGGCGACUACAUGAAUGUACAAUGCCACGCAUGUAUUGGAGGCACCAACGUCGGUGAUGAUAUCAGAAAACUCGACCAUGGUCAGCAUGUCGUAUCCGGAACUCCAGGUCGUGUUGCGGAUAUGAUUCGACGCCGCCAUCUUCGUACGCGUCACAUCAAAAUGCUUGUUCUCGACGAAGCCGACGACUUAUUAGCGCGCGGUUUCCGUGAUCAAAUCUAUGACGUGUACCGAUACCUCCCUCCUGCAACUCAAGUCGUCGUUCUAUCCGCUACGCUCCCUUACGAUGUCCUAUCGAUGACUACGAAAUUCAUGACGGAUCCAGUCCGGAUUUUGGUUAAGCGUGAUGAGUUGACCCUAGAAGGCUUAAAACAGUAUUUCAUUGCGGUGGAGAAAGAAGAAUGGAAAUUCGACACGCUUUGCGAUCUUUACGACACCCUAACCAUUACGCAAGCGGUUAUCUUCUGCAAUACGCGACGCAAGGUUGACUGGUUGACUGAUAAGAUGAGAGAAGCAAAUUUCACAGUCUCCAGCAUGCACGGGGAGAUGCCUCAAAAGGAACGAGACAGCAUCAUGCAGGAUUUCAGACAGGGGAACUCCCGCGUUCUGAUUUCGACCGAUGUCUGGGCUCGAGGAAUCGAUGUGCAGCAGGUAUCGUUAGUGAUUAACUACGAUCUACCCAGUAAUCGUGAGAACUACAUCCACAGAAUCGGUCGAAGCGGUCGUUUUGGGCGCAAGGGUGUUGCAAUCAACUUCGUUACGAGCGAGGACGUUAGAAUUCUAAGAGAUAUUGAACUCUACUAUUCUACACAGAUCGACGAAAUGCCAAUGAACGUCGCCGAUCUUCUAGGGUAA